Molecule: messenger RNA, 871 nt
Organism: Trichobilharzia szidati
Lineage: Eukaryota; Metazoa; Platyhelminthes; Trematoda; Strigeidida; Schistosomatidae
Source: the annotation of a GenBank genome assembly
UGACUUUACAAAGGGAUGCGUUACGUGGAUAGGCGCGCCAUUUGACGGAUUUCACGUUAUGGACCCAAAAUUGCUUAUUAAGCGAAAGCUACAAGGUUUAGACGGCUACGAUAUAAAAAACCAAGCGGCACUUGAACAGCAUGUUUCAUGGCAAGUAAGUAAUAAUGAAUAUGAUUUCGAAGCAAAUCUCGCGCUGUUGCGACUUUACCAGUUUUACCCAGAACACUUUAAUGCGGAGUAUGCGAAAUUAGUGCUACUGAAAGCUAUAUGUAGUCAAAAUCCUACGGAUUUUACUCUGUACAAGUACUUGAUUCACCUGGAGCAUUUAAGUAAGGAACCACUUUCACGCGUCGUAGAACUCGGAUUUUUCUUGGAAACUUGUCGCUUCACAGAGUUUUGGAUGAAACUGAAAGAGAAUCCUAAGCUGGUCUCUUCUAUCCCUGGUUUUCGAGAGUCUGUAUACAAAUUUAUUGCACAUAUUAUUUCACAAACUUAUCAACGUAUACCUAAAACAACAUUGAUGAGUUUAUUGGAUAUAUCAUCAGAGAAUGAUUUAAAACAUUUUAUUAAACAAUAUGGAUGGUCUGAGACAACCACCAGUAAUAGUGAUUCUGGUGGUGCUACUGGUGCUGAUGGUGUCCAACUGAUUCUGGUUAACAAUCAUGAGGAGAAUAUCAAGUCAAUUAAAAUACGUGAACGUGUCAACUUUGAUUCAAUUACAUCAAUGUCGGGUGCAUUUAGACCAUCAAAAAGUGACUUUUUCAUAAAGACAUAUAAUAUGAAUAGUUAAUUAUAAAUUAAAUAAAUAAAUAACUAAAUGUUUUGUUAAUUUCUCUGAAUAACAAUAAUAAUAUUAUUAUUAAUAGUGGAA